GUCCUGUUGACCAGAAAACAACAGUCUUCACUUCUUCUCCUGGGUUCAGAUAGCUUUUUCAAGAUCAAGCAUUGAAGGAAAAAGGAUUUUGGGUUGUGCUAACAUGGCAUCUCUGAAAACUGUGCUUUGUGUGGGAGUCUGUCUGUCUGCUUGGAUCAUCACUACUGCAGAUGAGACGUUCAAAGCAGAGAAUGUACGCUGGUUUUCUCUGGACUUUAAAACCAUCCUCAUCUGGACUACCAAACCAUCUGACCACAAAUACACAGUAUCCUACUCUAGGGAUGGCGGUGACUGGAUAGGUUGUCCUGACUGCUUCAAGGUGUCAGAAUCAGAAUGUGAUCUGACCACCUACCUCCAACCCUAUGACAGGACCUACUCUGCUAAAGUCCAAACAUAUCCUUUGAGCGAUUACGAUUACGAUGACCCGGAUGAGUUCCCUCACACUAAUUCCCAGACCUUCAACCCCUAUAUAGAGAGUAACAUCAGUGCUGCGGUUUUCACUGUGAACAUUGUAAAUGAGAGCAGCGUAAAUGUCAGCAUCACAGAUCCUCUGACCAGCAUCCAUCGGGGUGUGAAUCAGCUCAGCAUCAGAGACAUUUUCAAAAAUGACCUCAAGUAUAAGAUCAGCUACCACAAGUCUGGUAGUACAGGCAAGAAAGACAUCACAUCAGACUCCAGCACAGCACAGGUGUCGGAGCUGGAGGCAGGCCUGAGUUAUUGCUUCAUGGUGGCAGCUUUCAUCCCCUCCAGACCCAUAGCCACCCAGCAGGGGGCCUGGAGCAUGCGGAAGUGUACACCUGGAGACGGUAACAUCCUUCAAGAGUUGAGUCUUGGAACAUGGGUCGGCAUAACCUUCAUCCUGCUCACAGUCCUCAUCGCCAUCGUCACGGUGACGGUCCUCUGCUGCAGAUGCUGCCGACAGAGAAACACCUCUCAAUUAUCGGCACCUGUUUAGUGUGUGUGUUUGUGUGUCUGUGUGUGUGUAUCUGUGUGUCUGUCUCUGUGUGUGUGUGUGUGUAUGUGUGUGUGUGUGUGUGUAGGUGUCUUUCAAACACAGGGAGCUGGUCUCCCUUUUCUAUCUCAGCUCUAUUUCUAGGAAAACGUUUUUUUAAUAUUGCUAUGAUCUCUUUUUUUUUUUUUUACAAUGUUGUAGUUUGCAUCUUUGUAUUUCAUAUUUUAAUUUACAUUAAGGUGAACAUAAACAAGGUUGCUUUGACAACGCAAUAAAUUAUGCUUUUGAGGUUAUACUACCUGCAUGUUAAGCACCACCUGUGCAUUUCUUGCAUUUAUCCCAUGUGUGUGAAUGGCCUAUGUGAACCCACAACCACUAGUACAUUGAGGAAUCAUGCACACGUUUGGUUUUACAGCAACAGUUCCAACCGGAUAGAUCCGUUAGAUAGUAUGAGUGCAGACUGCUACUGUAACAUUCCCUUACAACUUUACUCCCAAAUUUUACCUUAACCUUCUUCUUUUAACCCAUCUUGUCAAUUCUGUUGCUCUAAAACUGUUUUCUCUAGACAUAUUUUUCAUAAUUUAUCGUUCUUUCAAUUUAACUUUCUUUAAAAGUUCUGUCAGGACCAAACAAAUAACCACUAAAAGUACAGUAAAUGAAGCUCUUUAAUAGCAACUAGCCGCUGCUCUUCAAACUGCAACAACAUAGGCUACUUUUAGCCUUAUGGGUGGAACUCAUUCAGAUUCUUUAUUCUUUCAUUUUUUGUUUCACAAGGGUAACUUUUGUUGAUCAAAAGGAUGGAAAAGCAAUAAAGCAUUACAAAAAA
This is a messenger RNA of Sander lucioperca (pikeperch), 1778 nucleotides long. RefSeq names its product tissue factor-like. Lineage: Eukaryota; Metazoa; Chordata; Actinopteri; Perciformes; Percidae. The record is from RefSeq and is a predicted model, not a curated record. Gene Ontology annotation, molecular function: protein binding. The transcript is spliced from 7 exons. Gene Ontology annotation, cellular component: membrane. Bases 104 to 955 code for a protein of 283 amino acids. Gene Ontology annotation, biological process: blood coagulation.